GAACGACAGCAAGAUGAAGUAGAGCAAAAACGCUCCACAGUUUAAGGCCAGCCUCCUCUUGCACACACUUGUUCCCCCCUCAUCUCCCUCUUCUGCGUUUUGUCCUUGACCUCUUCAACCGCAAAACAACAGGAGAACAAAACAACCGUCAAAGCUCACUCUUUCCUGCAAGCACCCACUACACGUUUCUACACUGCUAAUUCUCCCCAUUUCUUGCUCCAAAUUAAAACACCAAUCAAGAGCCACAUCAGGAUCAGCCAGAAAUCCCAAUCUUACACUGACGACAGAGAAAUAUAUUUGCAUCUAUCUGCUUGUGUUGCAAGAUCAUACCAAGUGAUCUCUACUACACAUGCAGCGUCCGUGUUUAUACGCAUCUGGGCUGCAGUUUGCAAGUUAAAUUUGCAGCACACGCAGCCAACACACAGGUGGGGUGUCACCGUCGAUGGCGAGGCUGAGCCACGGCUUCCUGGGCGCUCUGAACCUGGUGACGCUCCUCCUGUCCCUGCCGGUGCUGUGCGCGGGCGUGUUCUUCCUCACGCGCGCCACCACCACGGAGUGCGAGCGCGCCCUGCAGAUCCCCGUCGUCGCGUUCGGCUGCGCGCUGCUGCUGCUCUCGCUCGUCGGCCUCGCCGGCGCCUGCGGGCGCCGCGACGCCGCCGCGCCGUUCCUCUGGGUGUACGUGGUCUUCUUGUUCCUGCUCGUCGUCGCCGUGUUCGCGUUCACCGUGUUCGCGUUCGUGGUCACCAGCCAGGGCGCCGUGCCGUCCGGGCGCGGGUACUACAGGGAGCACCGCCUCGGGGACUACUCCGACUGGCUGCAGGCGCGGAUCGCCGAGCCGGAGACGUGGCGGCAAGUCGAGAGCUGCCUCUCUGAGGCGCGCGUGUGCGGCGGCCGCCUCCGUGGUGCCAUGGGGCAGGGCGCCAUGGAAUUCUACAGGCAACACCUGUCGCCAAUCCAGUCCGGCUGCUGCAAGCCGCCGACGUGGUGCGGGUUCCGGUACGUGAACGGCAUGUUCUGGGAGGCCCCGAGACCGGGGUCGUCGUUGUCGUCUCCGGCGGCAGCCAGCGACGGUGACUGCCGGGCAUGGAGCAACGACCAGCAGGUGCUUUGCUUCGAGUGCGACGCGUGCAAGGCCGGCGUGCUGGAGACUGUGAAGAAGAAGUGGAAGACAGUGGCCAUCGUCAACGUCUCCCUCCUCGCGUUCCUCAUCCUUGUCUACACGAUCGGGUGCUGCGCCUUGCGCAGCAGAGGUGGCAGUAGUCGUUCCCGCAAUGGCGGUGGCCCUGACCAAACAUGAGCUAGCUAGCGAUCGGCCAAUGCAACUCAGAUAUCGACUUGAAAAUAUAUAUGGUUUAGGUUACAAACCCAAAGGUAGAUGAUGAUUCGAAGUUCAGAGUUGUAGAACUACCGCUCUGUUGGGUUUUGGAGAGAGAGGACGACUCCAAACUCCAGCGACGGUUUUGAAAAUAUAUGGUUUACUUGAGGUGUU
Messenger RNA from Sorghum bicolor (sorghum), 1489 nucleotides. RefSeq names its product tetraspanin-8. NCBI's taxonomy places the organism in Eukaryota, Viridiplantae, Streptophyta, Magnoliopsida, Poales, Poaceae. Gene Ontology annotation, cellular component: plasmodesma; plasma membrane. Bases 443 to 1297 code for a protein of 284 amino acids. Gene Ontology annotation, biological process: auxin-activated signaling pathway. The record is from RefSeq and is a predicted model, not a curated record. The transcript is spliced from 2 exons.